This is a messenger RNA of Hippoglossus stenolepis (Pacific halibut), 5832 nucleotides long. RefSeq names its product beta-2 adrenergic receptor. The record is from RefSeq and is a predicted model, not a curated record. Gene Ontology annotation, molecular function: norepinephrine binding; beta2-adrenergic receptor activity. Gene Ontology annotation, cellular component: membrane. Lineage: Eukaryota; Metazoa; Chordata; Actinopteri; Pleuronectiformes; Pleuronectidae. Bases 781 to 2256 code for a protein of 491 amino acids. Gene Ontology annotation, biological process: norepinephrine-epinephrine-mediated vasodilation involved in regulation of systemic arterial blood pressure; negative regulation of smooth muscle contraction; adenylate cyclase-activating adrenergic receptor signaling pathway. The transcript is spliced from 4 exons.
UCUAGAGCUGAGGAGCGUGUCGAUACAUGAGAGUGUACAGGAGAGAGAAAGCGACGCAGAGUGUGUGUGUGGGUGUGGGUGUGAGUGUCACACACAAAACCAGACAUUCAUAACACAGCAAAACAGGAAGGAGACUAAAAGCUGCCAACAGUCACAUUAUGAUGAUACUUUGUGUGGAUUUAAAGGCCUCAGGAUUAAAAAAUCACCGGACUGUGAAGAAGAGGACGGAGCCUGGAGGACAGCAGAACAACUUUAAACUUUAAGUGCAAAAGGUGCAAAGUAGGUAAGUGUAAGGACUAAUUAAAAAUCUACCUGUCAGACACCUUCCACAGAGAAUGUUGUCCCGUCUGAUCACACUUGAAUGAUCAACACUGAGGGAGGAAGGUAAGACUCAAAGUCUCUUCUGGACCAUAAAACAACACAACAACAACAGUAAACAUGGAGGAGAUUCAGAUUGUGCUACGUAUGUGUAUAAAUGUGUAUAAACGCUCUUCAGCACAGUCGAUACUGAGCACUGCAAAUCCCACAAACAGUGCAAAGUACUAAAUGCACUACAGCCUAAACAUAUUUACAAACACAAGCCACCCAUCUCAAAGGUGCUCCUCCAAUAUUCCUUAUAAAGGUAUAAGUCCAAUUCAAUAGUGCAAACACUUCUAACACAAGACAUAGUGUGUCUUCCAUCUUUGUCACGGCCCAAGUACGAGGCUGUGACAGUACUUUUUCUUUGUUUUAAGCAGAAUGCAUGAAGCUAUGUUGUUCUCUGUGUUGUGAACGUAGAUCAUGGAGUCUGUGAGCACUAUGUCAGCACCAGCCAACCAAUCACAGUCCAACAACUCUUCACUGGCCUCGGAUCCAGAGCUCGUGCUGCUCGGUGUUGCAAUGGCCAUUCUGGUUCUGGCCAUAGUUUUUGGUAACGUCCUGGUGAUUACGGCCAUCCUGCGGUUCCAGCGGCUUCAGACUGUCACCAACCUCUUCAUUGCCUCUCUGGCUGUCGCUGACCUCAUCAUGGGCUUGGUUGUGGUGCCCUUUGGUUCCAGUUACAUCCUGCUGGAGCGCUGGCACUUUGGAAACUUCAUGUGUGAGUUUUGGACAGCGACGGACGUGCUGUGCGUGACAGCCAGUAUCGAAACACUGUGUGUGAUCGCUCUGGACCGCUACCUCGCCAUCACCUUGCCACUACGUUACCCAAUGCUGCUCACCAGGGGUCGGGCCUUGGCGGCGAUCUUCGGGGUGUGGGUAGUGGCCUCCCUCAUCUCCUUCCUGCCCAUCCAUCUGGAGUUGUGGGUGUCAGAGAAGACGGAAGCUUGGAAGUGCUUAGCCGACAUGUACUGCUGCGACUUCAACACCAAUGCGGCGUAUGCUGUGUCUUCCUCAAUUGUGUCAUUCUACCUGCCACUGGUUGUGAUGAUUUUCUUGUACGCCCGGGUGUUCCAGGAGGCCCAGAAACAGCUGGAGAAGAUCAGGGGGAGGGAAAGGCACUUCUACAACUUGCAUUACACCGCACAUCUGGCUGAUCCCGACGACAGUCCCGCAAUGAAUAAACUCAGGGUGGGAACUGAGGUGGUGGAACAAGCAGGAGAGGACAGCCUAAACAUGCAGAAACCAGGAGGUGUGGACACUGGGAAAGAAGAAAAGGGAGGAAAGAAUAGAGCACGGACAGAAAAAAUGGAAACAAAGCACUCUGCCACAAAGCGUCUAAAGUUCUGUCUUAAGGAGCACAAAGCCGUAAAAACUCUUGGGAUUAUCAUGGGAACAUUCACUCUGUGUUGGCUACCCUUCUUCAUCCUCAACAUCCUCAUGACCUUCCUCAACUUGGGCGACAUUAAGCUGCUCUUCAGACUCCUCAACUGGCUUGGAUACUCCAACUCAGCCUUCAACCCGCUCAUCUACUGCCGAAGCCCGGACUUCCGAUACGCCUUUCAGGAAAUACUCUGUUUAAGGGGCAAGUGGGGAGGCAGGGGAGGGAGGAGGGGAUGGGGAUGGGGAUGGAGCAGAGACAGAGAUUGCUUCUCGAAGGCCCCGGAUAGGAGGAAUGGGGAUUCAGACCUGAAUGGUGCUGGAGGGCUGGACGUUCACCAGAGGUCAGGAUGGGAGGGCAGUCUGGAGAGCUCUGUCAGAGACAGCCCGCUCACUCUGCCUCCUCUGACGUCUUCCUGCGAGCAGGUUUUAGAAGUCGCUCCAGGUUCUCUGACUAACCAACAGGCUAACGGCUCUGCUAACGGGAGCUGUAAGGAAAGCCUGGCUUCUAUUGCUUGACCAAAUAGCAUUUUAGAAUUCACAUUGAGCACUAAACACCAAGUCAAUGAAGCUGUGUUCGGAAAUACCCUGUUGAGUUUGUUUGUGUCAAUGUUACUGGGUUUUACUUGUGUUCACUGUUCAUCUUUGCUGCUUCACUUUUCCUAAUUAUAUUGUAGAUCACAACUACAGAGGCAAUCAUUUCUAUAAGGAGAUUCUGCAUAUUCACAUGCAGAGGGACAAGAUUUGGAGGCAGGAAGCCUUCUGGUUUCUGUUUCUAGUUUGACCAAUUACGUUUGAGUCGGCUUUGGUUGCCUGCAGGUAAACAGUCGGUGUGAAGAGCAACUAACAGAAACACUUCCGCUGUCACUUUUUUAAUUUAUCUGAAUUCAUAUGCCGAUAUCUAAUAGAGAUUAGGCAAAAUGUCCGAAAAUACCUACAAAAGCUAUCGCAGUUAGUGUUUUCUGUGGAGAAACAUUUGAUGAAAGAAACUAGUUGGACUGUUAUCAGUGUACAAUGAACGGAGGAUGGACUCUUGGCCUGGAUAUCAGCUGUCUACACUGGCAGCCCAAAAAUAUUAUGAUGGGCUCUGAGAUGGCAAAGGCAACUACUCAGGUAAACAACGCAGAAAAAUGCUCAGACUUAAACUUUUAAGGCAUCUUACAUAAAGAAAGUGCAUGUGAAACCAAACAAUAGGAGCUUCACCAAACAGGUUUAUCAUUGGAAGAUGUUUCUGUUGUUUUGUUCAAAGUUCAGAGUAUCUUUAUUGUCCCAUUCAGGGAAAUUGAUUUGCAGCCAGGAUCGUACAAACUGUAAAAACACAGACACACACACACACACACACACACACACACACACACACACACACACACACACACACACACACACACACACAAGACACAAAACACCUACAUACUGGUGGACAACAGACAGAAAGAUCAGGACAUGUAGUUUACUGAGUGGUUCAGAGUCAAAGCACCAAUAAAUGGUUCAUCCCGUCUUUAUAGGAAAUGGAGAACAGAAAGUCAGUGUUAUAAUGGACUUCAUAUGAAAUGCUCCUGAAAUACAGGACACAUAAGUUGUUGCAUGUAUGAUGGUAAAUAAAUAGAAAGCCUUUAAUAACUGCUGCAUAAUAAAAUAACAAAAAUAUCAAGAAUGAAAAUACAUUUUAUGCUCUUGCAUUCCACAAUGUUCAUUUAUUGAAAACAGUCUUUGUCAGUUUGGAUAACUGAGAUUCAUAUGAAAACAUGUUUAUUCUGCACUUUCUUAAAGCCCCUGACAACCUGUCUUCAAAGUUUAAUAUAGACUAAAAAGGCAACAAUCCUAAUGAAACCAUAUAUUGUUUACGACAGAGAGUCUCAAUUUGUUCAGCCAAGGAAGGCCUACAAAAAAAAACAUAUUCUGGGGUUCCCCUUGGAAUAAUUUGACAUAUUUAUAUGAAAGAAAAACACAAGAGAAAUUUCCUGGAAAAGUACUAGACAUGUAUUAAAAAUAGUUUCACCAUGUCAACACAGAAAUCAUGGUAAUUUUUAGGAAUCUGGAAACUUAUUCCCCCUGGCAGUGUGGCACAGACUUUUUUUAAACUACUGAUUUACUAUGAGAUAGAAACUCAGCUGAUCUGUGUCGAUCGAUUGAUCCGAUUAAACACACACGCACACAGAGUACUAGUAUAGCACAUAAAAUGGAGUUUUCUUAGGAUCACAUCAUUCACAGUAAGAACCUGAUGGAGAAAAAAGGUUUCAGGGCCUUUAAGUUGAGUAAAUAUACAUGUUCAUGAAAAAAAAAAUCUAUAUAAAUGUAUAAUGGCUCAUACAUAUACUACCUGCGGCCAAGCUGCCACCUCACUGAAGUCCAAACACACUGUUGCCAUAUCAGGCCAAAUUCACAAAAUUAUUAUUUUCCUCAUAAAAGGCAGGAAGCUUAAAUUCAGCCCAACAUUUACAAUGCUAAUAACUUUCUCGGCCAACAACUGAAGUGCAAGCUGAUCAUCCAAACAGAACCUCCACAGAGCGGAGAAAAACUACUACAUUGUGUUUGCCCUGUGGCUAAAAGUCUUAUUUGAAAGAGAGGGUCACGUUCAAUCUCACUUACAACUGUACAAUAACCAACCUCUGACUAUCAAAAAACGGUCCGCCUGUUUUUCAUUCCUUCCUGAUAAACCUCAUGGCUGCACGGUCCAAAAUCAUUUACUGGUGUGUAUCUAUGUGUCAGAUAAACAUCUGAGAGCCAAACCUGUCUCUAUCAUAACUGUUCUUUCUCUCCCUGUAUUCUGUGUAUCUGUUGGGUCUAUUUGUCUCUCUCUCUGUCUCCAAACCUCAUCGUUAUCUUUCGACUCGUUAAUCCUAUCUGCUGUAGCUCUUUUCUAGUAACAACUUUAUUAUCUGUCAGACAGUGCUCCGGAGAUAAUUUGUUUGUAGUGGUAUCUGUUUCCAUAACAUCAUCAGAUACACUCUCUGUAAAGACAUAAUAAUCAGAUGACACAUACUUUUGGUUUACUUUUACAUUUGGAACUGGAACUUGGUUGAAGGCUGAGGUAUUUGGACAUUUGGUAUUAAAUAUUUGGUAAUGAGAAGAACAUCAUACCCCAAAGACAUUAUAGCCCAAGACCAAACACAUUUUGGAAACUAAGGGCUAACUCAAUAGAGAGGACACCUCCACCAAGGCCUGACAGAUGCCAUAGAUUCAAUUAAGCUGCAUUCAAUUGCACCUACUCAUACUUAUCAGUCCCCUAAAUAUGUCUGAUUCUUUUCUUCACGAUCCAUAAAUUAUUUUUGGUAUAGGAAAUUGGUGAACCCGUCAAAAAAAAAUGUCGGCCUAUGUCCCAUCCUACCACCAAGUUUCGUAGGAAUCCGUUCCGACGUUUUUACGUGAUCUUGCUUAAAAACAAACAAACAAACAAACAGGGAUGAAAAUGUGUCCUUUCCAGCUCUGCCUCUACAUGUACAGAUAAUUAUUAAAUCUGUGUAAAAAAAGGGGAUGAGGAUCAAUUAUUGCUGAUUGUGUGCUGUAAAUAAGAUUUGCAUGUGUCUGUCUGUGUGUUUUGUGCACAAAAACAAGUGAUUUGUGUGAUUGUUGACUGUACCUUUUAAAACUUGAAAACAUGCCAUUGGAUAUUUGUAGUUUACUGUAACGUAAAAGAUAUUAGAAUCAUCAAAUAACCAGAAAAAUUUAAUUCGAUUUUGGAUUGUAGAAUAGCAGAAUAUGUGAGUUUUAAAUGCUUUCCGACGAUUGUCUGAAUUUACAGGCACUGUCCUGUGUAAAAAACCUAACAUACCUGGUUCCACAGGAAGAACAAGGGUUGAACUAAGAGUUGUUUUACUUUGCUCUUUGUAUUAUGUCUGUUAAUAUAUGUCACAUCAGAUUUUAAGCAGCACUGAAACACGUACAAUUUGUCAUUGUUUAUUUGACAGGGAUUUGUGGGUCUAUCUCGGGACAUUUAGACAGAUCUUAAACAAGCUUUGUUGAGACUGAACGUUUCGGAAGCAAAGGAAAGGAUUCCAGUUUCUACCUCCAACAGAGUCACAUGAAUGUCAUCUCACCUUUGUACAUAUUUAUUCAUAAGCUGUUGAACAUGUUUUAAAUAAAAGGAUAAAAGUU